AAACUUUGAACUUUGAAGUGCCAAUCUUUAAGAAUUGAGCGCAAAUGACAGAGGCUUUCAUCUCUCUCUUCUCAAUUCUAGAACCCUUGCAAGAAAUACAAAUACACCAAUGAAUUGAAAGCAAAAUGCCACAAGUCACAGCCCUCCGCCUCCUCUUCCUCUCUUCAUUCCCUCUUCUCUCCCCCCUUAAACCCUCUCUCUCUCUCUCUGUCCUCUCCAAUCCCAGACCCCGCCGCUCUCUCUUCACUGUUCUCGCCUCUAAACGGCACCGAAGGGAUCCUACCCAGUCUCCAAAUCUUGCUCGCAGAAACAGCAGCACUCUUAGGGAGAGCAAAGAGGUUCCGAUGGACGAAACUGAGCGUGUUGGAUUCAAUAAGAGAAGGGCCGAGGGCAAAGACAAGAGUGAUAGGCCCCGGAAGAGCCUGCAGCUGAAAGUGCGCGAACUCAACCCUGCCAAUACCAUAGCUUAUGCGCAGAUAUUGGGGACAGGAAUGGAUACUCAAGAUACAUCUCCUUCAGUCUUGCUUUUUUUUGACAGGCAAAGGUUUAUAUUCAAUGCCGGAGAGGGAUUGCAACGGUUCUGUACAGAGCAUAAGAUUAAAUUAUCAAAGAUAGACCACAUAUUUCUCUCUCGCGUUUGCUCAGAGACUGCAGGUGGACUUCCAGGUUUGCUGUUGACUUUGGCUGGCAUGGGAGAAGAAGGAAUGUCUGUCAAUGUUUGGGGUCCAUCAGAUCUCAAGUAUUUAGUUGAUGCCAUGAGGUCUUUCAUCCCAAAUGCUGCUAUGGUUAACACUCGGAGCUUUGGGCCUGAACUAAGUUCUGUUGUUGCCGCUAUGCCCGAUUCAAGUAAGUCUCUAGAUCCCAUUGUUCUCAUCAAUGAUGAGGUUGUCAAAAUAUCAGCCAUUCUCCUACAACCAAAUUGCGGGGAAGGGCGGCAACUCUUGAAUGAAGAGCCCAUCUCAGAAAAGGGUCUGGAAGAGACGAUGGAUCAUAUCACAAAACCACUUAGUCCAGACAGUAGAACUGGGUCUGCUAUAAAGCCUGGUGAUAUGUCUGUAAUAUAUGUCUGUGAAUUGCCAGAGAUCAAGGGGAAAUUUGACCCGGCCAAAGCUAUUGCUCUUGGUCUUAAACCAGGCCCUAAGUAUCGUGAACUGCAACUUGGCAACUCAGUGAAGUCAGAUCACCAAAAUAUCAUGGUUCAUCCAAGUGAUGUAAUGGGUGCUUCUGUUCCCGGUCCCAUUGUAUUCCUUGUCGACUGCCCGACAGAGUCUCAUUUGGAGAAGUUAUUGUCUAUACAAUCUCUCAGUAGUUAUUAUGCAGAUCACUCAGGCAACCCGCCAGAUGGUUCUAAGACUGUUACUUGUAUCAUUCAUUUAAGUCCUGCGUCUGUCAUAAGUAGUUGCAAUUAUCAGAAAUGGAUGAAAAGAUUCGGUUCAGCCCAACAUAUCCUGGCUGGACAUGAAAAGAAGAAUGUGGAGAUUCCAAUUCUAAAAUCAAGUGCAAGAAUUGCAGCACGACUUAAUUAUUUGUGUCCUCAGUUUUUUCCAGCUCCAGGUUUUUGGUCUCUUCAGCAGCUUAAUUCCUCAGCACCAGACUCCAUUGCUUCAAGUGAGGGUCCAGUUUUGGAGCUACAGGAAACAAUUUCUGCUGAAAAUCUCCUCAAGUUCACUUUGCGUCCUUUUGCUCAUCUUGGGUUGGAUAGAUCUGGUAUUCCAAGUUCAAUGUCUCCCUCAGAAGUCAUCAAUGAGUUACUGGCAGAGGUUCCAGAAAUUGCGGAUGCUGCCCAACAUGUUAGUCAGUUGUGGCAUGCGUUGAGAGAGACAGAGGGAACAUAUCCUAUGCAAGAUAAUCAAGUUAUGAUGGUUGAAGAGCCAUGGUUGAAUGAGAAUACUCUUCCUAGUUGUUUGGAGAAUAUAAAGAGAGAUGACUUAGAGAUUAUUCUUCUUGGGACCGGUUCAUCCCAGCCGUCUAAAUAUCGAAAUGUUAGUUCAAUCUACAUUAAUCUUUUCUCAAAAGGAGGUGUGCUCUUAGAUUGUGGUGAAGGAAGCCUGGGACAGUUGAAAAGAAGAUUUGGUGUAGAGGGUGCUGACUAUGUUGUGAGAGGUCUACGGUGUAUUUGGAUUUCUCAUAUCCAUGCCGACCAUCACACUGGCUUGGCAAGAAUACUUGCUCUGCGACGUGAUUUAUUGAAGGAAGUGCCCCAUGAACCGUUACUGGUUAUAGGGCCAAGGCAGCUUAAGAAAUACUUAGAUGCAUACCAACGACUUGAAGACUUAGAUAUGCAGUUCCUUGAUUGUAAGCACACUACAGAGGCUUCAUUGGAUGCUUUGGAAAGCACUACCAGAUCAAGGACGGGUCACUUUUCUCCAGGAAGUCCAAUUAAUGUUGAGGAUAUGAACGAUAAAAAUUCAGAUGGGUCAACUGGACAGGGUAUAGAUUGUACUCUCUUUGCUAGAGGAUCCCGUAUGCAGAGCUAUUGGAAGAGACCGGGUAGUCCAGUUGACAAUGGCAUGGCUUUGCCAAUCCUAAUGAGGUUGAAGAAAGUUCUUAGUGAAGCCGGUUUGGAGGCCUUGAUUAGUUUCCCUGUUGUGCACUGUCCACACGCAUUUGGUGUUGUGUUGAAAGCGGCAGAGAGAACCAAUAGUGUUGGAAAAGCGAUACCAGGGUGGAAGAUUGUGUACUCAGGUGACACUAGGCCCUGCCCAGAACUGAUAGAAGCAUCUCGUGGUGCAACAGUUCUUAUACACGAGGCAACUUUUGAGGACGGCAUGGUGGAAGAGGCUAUUGCAAGAAACCAUAGCACAACAAUGGAAGCUGUAGAGGUUGGGAACUCUGCUGGUGCUUAUCGCAUUAUCCUUACCCACUUCAGCCAGAGAUAUCCGAAAAUUCCAGUAUUCGAUGAGACACACAUGCAUAAGACAUGCAUUGCUUUUGACAUGAUGAGUGUUAAUGUAGCAGAUUUGCCAGUACUUCCAAAGGUUCUUCCAUACUUGAAACUGCUUUUUAAAAACCAGAUGAUAGGUGAUGAGUCAAAUGAUGUUCUAGAUGCUGUAAGUGCAGCAUCAUAACAUUUUUUUUUUUUUUUUUUUUGAUAUUAUAAAAUUGGCUUUCCUCUUUUCUUUCA
This is a messenger RNA of Corylus avellana, 3124 nucleotides long. It is a transcript of the gene TRZ4, whose product is annotated as tRNAse Z4. The record is from RefSeq and is a predicted model, not a curated record. Gene Ontology annotation, cellular component: mitochondrion. Gene Ontology annotation, biological process: mitochondrial tRNA 3'-end processing. Gene Ontology annotation, molecular function: 3'-tRNA processing endoribonuclease activity. NCBI's taxonomy places the organism in Eukaryota, Viridiplantae, Streptophyta, Magnoliopsida, Fagales, Betulaceae.